Messenger RNA from Aethalodelphis obliquidens (Pacific white-sided dolphin), 8076 nucleotides. RefSeq names its product chromosome unknown C1orf21 homolog (gene CUNH1orf21). The record is from RefSeq and is a predicted model, not a curated record. The coding region runs from base 448 to 1080 and encodes 210 amino acids. The transcript has 8 exons. NCBI's taxonomy places the organism in Eukaryota, Metazoa, Chordata, Mammalia, Artiodactyla, Delphinidae.
AGCUCCGGCUUGCUCCCUGCCCACUCCCACGGGGACGUUCCGUGCAGCGGCCGCCGCUUCUUUCACACUUUAGUUAGGAGCCGCGCGCCGCGCUCAGAUACUGAAGAGCUGGCCGCGCGCCGCCGCCUCCCGCACGCACGCACGCGGGCCGGGCUUCGGGGGUUUCGGCUCUUACUCCCGGCGUCUGGGAGGAGGGGGAGACCCGGACUCACUGUGGGGAGGAGGAGGAAGAGGAGGAGAAGGGAGGAAGAAAACAAGCGAGGAGGAUCCGGGCGGGGGGCGGGAGGCUUACCACCUUCAGCCCCCCCCGCGAGCGCCCAAGGUGCGCACGUUUUGACCGACUCAGCAAGAAGGUGGAUUUUCCUUGUGUCUAAAGAGAAGAAAAUGUCCCCGUGUCUGUAGAGAUGCUUUGCAGUUCAGCCCGGCUGAAGCUGACCGAAUGAGACUAUGGGCUGUGCCUCUGCGAAGCAUGUUGCCACUGUUCAAAAUGAAGAGGAAGCCCAGAAAGGGAAGAACUACCAGAAUGGAGACGUGUUUGGUGAUGAGUAUAGGAUCAAACCGGUGGAAGAGGUCAAAUACAUGAAAAAUGGGGCAGAAGAGGAGCAAAAAAUAGCAGCCAGGAACCAAGAAAACUUGUCCUCAGUUCCAGUAAGAAGUGACCAGCUCUGCUAUACCCUUUCAAAUUGCAAAGUGAGGAGUGCUUGGUGGUGGUUCAUCGUGGAGCCUUUUCUUCUGUAUUUGGAAAAAAGUGCCAGUUCAAAUGUAAGACUUAAAACUAAUAAAGAGAUUCCGGGAUUAGUUCAUCAACCCAGAGCAAACAUGCACAUCUCUGAAAGCCAGCAAGAAUUCUUCAGAAUGCUGGAUGAAAAAAUUGAAAAGAAAAUGUUUGGGUUCCUGAAGUGGCCUGAUUUCCUUGGCCCCAGAACUAACCUAGUUGGUGAGAAACAUGAGAAAGUCACCAACCCUGCUGUAGGACAUCAGUUCAAUAUGGCCCAGAGACAUGGGCAUCCUGCAUUCUGUAUCCCUGCUUUUUUUUUUUUUUCUUUUCUUUCUUUGGCCUUGCCAUGCGGUGGCUUGUGAGAUCUUAGUUCCCCGACCAGGGAUCAAACCUGUGCCCUCUACAUUGGAAGCACAGAGUCUUAACCACUGGACGGCCAAGGAAGUCCCAUCCCUGCUUUUCCCUGUCCUCACUCCUGCUCGCCUCCUCGUGAGGAAAGGAGCAUCAUCGAAGUCAGAUGAGUGCCAACAUCAGGCAAAGCAGGACCUUGAGAAAUAGGUCCCUUGAAGCUUCUAAAAUAUCCUUUUUAGAAGGAUAGAAUCAGUAGAAGGAGGAUUUGGGUAUAAUAAACACUUCAUGGGAGUUUUAAAGCUGUUUAGUCAAUACAUUCUCUCUUGGAAAGGAAAAGGCCAGUAUACUAGGGUUCUUGUCACUGUGGUUGUUAUCGUGGUGAUCAUUCCUCUACAUGGUCAACAAAACAGUCAGAGGCUGUCAUACCCCUACUGGUCAUUACGAACGAUUCCUUUUUCCAACUGAAAUGAUAACGCACAAGUCUAAUUAGAAUAAAGCUCAUUAGAAACAGGCUUGGCCAUUAAUGCCUUGAUUGAUUUUUCUAAUGAAAUAAGCCAGGGGAGGAGACUUGAACAGCACUGCUAAUUAUUUUUGCUUUUCUUCGGCAUUGCCUCAAAACUUGUUAUAAAUUGUUGUUGUGCUGUAAUGAAAAUGCUGCUGAAACAUUCCCUGACGGAAGAGGCUCUGACACUUGCAGCCCCGAGGAAGCAGUGGAGGGCGCCUGACUCCUGGCCCACAGCCCUACAGGAGGAGGAUUCAACAGCAGCCCCUGGGGGGUGUCCUUCAUUUCACUUUUCCACCCUCUUCCCGCCUCCUCCUCGUCAUCUUUGUUCUGGAUUCUGGCUGGUGGUUCACAGAUGCUCAAGCUGUGGAAUGCAGCUCUCGUGCCCCUGUAUUCCUGGUUCGACAGAGUUUAAAUGUUCAGGCUCCCAUAGAAACUUAGAUCCGAGGUUGCCGCUGGAUGGUGAUACAUGCAGGAAAAGUUUUGGGGAAAAAGAUGUUAGGUGGGCAGAGAAGCAAGACGGCCCAUUAAGCGUCUGUACCAAAUACUGUUGGGAUAAUUGUGUUUCAUUAAUCAAGAUGUUCUUUGGUGCCCAGAAAGCCAGACUGCCCCACAGUGCAGGGUAGAAGGCUACCAAAGAGGCGCGACUAAGUCAGGAAACAGACUCACUAAGCCCACAGUUAGGAAGAGAGAGGAGGAAGAUGAAUCAUGCAAAGGAAGCAGACAGGUGGUAGGAGAAUUCAAAUAAUGCACAGGUCAGAAACCUAUGGAGCUUCCCAGUCAUCCAGAGAGGUUCAGGAGAGGAGGGGGAAGUCUUCAUUUGUCAGUUAGCCUGCUGUAUGAUGAGUGUAACAGUGCACACUUCCGGGCAGAAAUAAGCCUUAUUAAAGCACACUUCUAUGGGCCACACAAGGAUUCCACUGAGUGUCAAAAAGACAAAGAGGAGAGAGCAGUUCUCAUGGGUUCCCUUACCCUGCUCCUCUCCACCCGGGUGCCCCUUCCCAAUAAAGUCUUUUGCUUUAUCAGCAAAAAAAAAAAAAAAAAAAAGACAAAGGGGAAUAAGAGACGUGUUCUGUUCUGCCCCCUGUAGUAAGGGAAGCAAACAUUUUGGCUAAAAUUACUUUUAAUACGUGGUGGGAUGGAAGGAUGACUGAGGGGAAGAGACCAAUUCUCCCUAGAGCUUUCACUUGAAAUUAUGAUGUUGAACAAGAUCGUAAGACUAAGUAACCACUAAGAGAAGUCUGGGGAGGAGAGAGUAUGAGAGAAGAAAGCAAUAUAUGUGGAAAUGCAGGAUAUGUACAAGAAGGAUCUGCCAGUUUCAGACACAGUGGAUGACCGAUCCUGUUGUUUUGUUCGUCUUUUAUAUGUUUUAACCAUAUUUUCUUUGGGAUAUUAGAUGGUUUUUUUCCAUGCCUAAUAAAAAUGCUGCAAUGAAAAUAUUUGUACACUUCUAAGAAUUUUAUAAAGGUAUAGUUUACAUGCCAUAAAAUUUACUUAUUUUAUACAUACAAUUCAAUGAUUUUUAGUAAAUUUACCAAACUGCAUGACUAUCACCACAUUCCAGUUUUAGAACAUUUUCAUCACAUCAGUAAGAUCCCUCCUGCCAGCAUACAGCCAAUCCCCUUUCCCAUCUCCAGCCCCAGGGAACAAAUGCAUAUAUUUUUAAAAACAUAUAUUUGGGAGUUUAUCAUUAAUAUUGAUGUCUAUGAUUGCUAUAAGAAGGGUAUGAACGUUCUUAUGACUCAUAAUACAUAUUACCACAUUACUUUCCAAAGCAGCCCUACCACUUUACAAGGCUGCCAGCAGCGUAUGAGAGCUGCGCUUCAUUGUACACUCCCAAGAAUUGGGUAUCGCUAUUUUUAAAUAAUAUCUAAUUGUCUUCAUUUGGAUUUUUUUAUUACUGAAGCAGACCGUUUUUCUAUUUGUGUGUUUGCUGACUUUAUUUGUUCUAAAUGAAUUUCCACUCUGUGCCCUUCCCUCUUGUUGAAAUCCUCUUACAUUAACUUUUUUUAUUGAUAUGAGCUUCUCAUGUAACUUGUCACUUACACAUUGUAUGCUGCAGGUAUUUUUCCCAUUGAGGUUUGCCUUUUUAUUUUGUUUUAUUCUUUUUCUUUUGGUAUGCAAAGUUUCAUUUUUACAUGAUGAAAUAUGUUCAUCUUUUUAUUUUCUACGUGAUCUUUUUUAUGGCUUUGAGGCUAAGAGUUAUUUCCUUCUCCAGAGCUUUGACAGAAGCUCAGUUUUAUGGUCUGUUUUGUAUUAUUAUUAAGAUUUAGCACAUCAUUUCUCUUGAAAUCUGUCAUUUCUGGUGACCCUCUUUGUCAAAUACUUAAUUCUUACAUAUCUUAGGCCAUAUUACCAGGAUAUCUUAUUCUGUACUGGUGAUGUUUUUGACGGCUCCACUUUAAAAAGAACAUGAGAAAAGUGACACACAUGCAAGGGAGUAAGACCUAGGUGGAAACCUCGUUUUUCACAGGUAAUGGACCGAAGGAUGCUAUCAGUCUGGGAAGACCUAGCCUCUGGUUACAAAGGCCCUGACCGUGCCAUUCUGUGGGAGUUACAGAGAGGCAGGGUUUGGGCUCAGCUGUGAACAAUUUCAUGAGUAGCUGGAAAAGUAUCUGACAUGUUCCAGUCGUAAAGAGAAGGCUCCCUGCCUGUAAUAUGGUCAGUGGAGGUCUGUUCUACAUUAGAUGCAAGGUAGGGGAGGAAGACCUCUGGGUCCCCUUCCAACUCCAAAAUCUCAGAACUCUCUAGAUACUGUUCCUCCUUUCGUUUAUUCAGCAAAUAUUUAUUGAUCAUCUAAUAUGUCGCCAGCACUAGUCUAAGUCCUAGGGAUGCAGCAGUGCAGAAAACACUUUCAGCCCACUGGACGCAUCUAUUCAGGGGGGAAGACAGCCAAUAAAGGAAUAAAGCAAUACGUUAAUGAUGUCAGGUAAUGAUAAGUAAUAUAAAUAAAAAUGAAACAGAGUAAGAAGUGCUAUUGUAUAUAAGGAGCUCAGGGAAGACAGUGAGGUGACAUUUGAGCAGAGGUCUAGAAAAUGUGAAGUGAUGGAUGGGGUGAGGGCUGCAGGCAGGAGGAGCCAGCCAGGAAGUUGGAGGAAGGACAAGCAUCCAGGCCCUGAGGUGCCAGCUUGUUUGAGGGCCUGGAUGUAGAUGAGUAAUCCAGUGGUGGCCCAAUUUCUCACAUAGUCAGUUUAUUAACAGUUGGAUCUGUUGACCUCAUUUUUCAAUAUCAUCAUAAGAGCUAUAAUUUAUUAAGUACCAUGUGCCAAGCUUUGCCAAACACCUAUGUGUAUUACUCCUAAGUCUCCCAACAGCACUGCAAGUUAGGUCUUACUGUCCCCAUUUUACAGAUGGGGAAACUGGAGCUCACUGCUUCCUCUCUGGAACUUUCAUCUUGUUCUAGUCUACUCCAUUGGGGAAAUACUCAGUUCACAGCUGACUAUUACAUGCCUGAGGUGUAUGUAUUAGGCCAGAUGCACACACAUCUACAGAGAAGUACUAGAGACUCCUGUGAUAAACUCACCCCUGAAACUGGACAGCCAGCCCUAGACUGUUUGCCUGCGUAAACUUGAGGAGAAGAAGUGCACUUUGGAGGAAUAAUUCCUUUAUUUGAAGUCACUCUUUGAUCUGUUCCUCUUUAAACUAGCAGAAUUAGGACAAUGUCCUUUCCUUUGCUACACCUUAAUAUUGCUAAUUCGAAGCCUAGACAUUUCAACGAACAAAAAAAUCCUGACCCUAGAACCUCAGACAUGUAUGAGUUGACAUAAACUUCCAGUUUCCAAGAAAAUAAUGCAGACAGUUGAAGAGGGCAUGGAAACUCUACAGAGUAGGGCUGUGGUCAGGGAAACUGGUAGACAAAAAGCUCCUUGAGAUUUUUUGAGUCUACACCAAAACGCCUCUGUGGUUCUUCAUAGGACCCUUCCUUGUCAGCGUCCUCGUGCGUUUCCAUUCUUCCCACAUGUGGGGUCUCGUGGGGACCUGGCUGUCUGUAGCUUUCAGUGUGUCCUUUGCACAAGGGUGGAAUUGUGUCUAACAGUCCCUAAUGCUGGCUGCAUACAGUGUCUUUACAAAGACUUCCAUUUUGUAGUCCCUUUAAGGGGAAAGGGCAUGCUUUGGACUAAGAGAAUUGCUGUGUAGCUCCCAAACCCAGCUCACUCCCGCUUCCUGCCGUCUGACAGCUGCAGGUUUUAAGGUUCUCUUUUUAGCAUAGUUCUUUAAAAAUUUCAAUGAGACGUGAAGUCAUAUUAUAGAAACAAGCUCCCUAUCUGGCCCAGUAGAGCCUGUGUGCAGGUGGGGCCCUUGUGAUGCUGAGAUGGGGCUGCUUCAGUACGUUUUCUUGGGUUCCCCUUAAAAUGACACUGGCCACAUGGGAGCUCUUACUCUCCUUGUUUUUGAUUUCCAAGUUUUCUGUUCGUAAAAUAAUUGCUUCUCAGAGCUGCUGACAGGUGAUAAUAACAAAAAUAAAACUGAUUUGAAUUCAGUUAUCAACUCACUACAGUCAUAACAAAAGAGGCAAGGAUUAGCCCUGUGUUCUGGGCUUCUCUGAGGUUUGCCCACAAGUAACAGGACGCAGGACUCCUACCUACUUUGCAGGGUUGGUGUGAGUAACCAAUGAAAUAGUGUCUGCAAAGAAGCUGAUGCAAUUUUCCUUCUCCUUCUCAUAGUAAUUAUAAUAAUUUCAGAGGAGCAAAUGCUUGAGAAAUGGAAGUUGCAGUUUGGGUUGACGCAGAGCGUUUACAAGAGAUUUGUCCCUCAAAAGAGGGCGCUUCCCUAUGGUGACAGUAAACUUGGAGGGUCUGUUUAACCCUAUAACUCAUUUACAGAGUUGGAGACACCGCUUUAUCAGCGAGUGCACCAGUUCACGUGUGUGUGUGUCUGUCUGUCACUGCAUCCAAGUUCUUCCUUGUGGAUAAGAUGCCCUCUGAACCCCAACAUUGGCCACCUAGGCCUUUGCUUUGAUUGAGGCUUCUUAAGAAGGGAAGGGAUUGAGGUGUCUGCCAUAGAAGCUUUAUUUGAGCACAUGGGGUUCUGGCCCGUCUGGGGUGCAAGGCUGAGGUGGCAGGAAGGGCUCCCUGACACCUGGCAGAGUACCAUUUGUGACGACAGUUCUCACCCACCCAACCGCCAUAAGGAAGGUGGUCCUUAUUCUCCUGCCAGGGCCUGGACAAACAGGGGGUUUAAUAGCAGUAGUAGUAAUAAUAGCAGCAGCUAAUAUUUAUUGACCACCUGCUAGAAACGGUAUUUUUCCCAUGUAAUCCUGAUCACAACCCUAUGAAACAGAGACCAUGAUUCUCCCCAGGAAACCAAAGCCCGAAGAUUUGCCCAGUGUCUCACAACAGUGUGUGUCCACAUAUACACUGGAGAAGUCCUCUCCUUUCCUAACGUAAACUCCAUGAGCCCGCCUUUCCCCUCCAGCCAGACGCUCAGAGGCCACUCGCAGGUCUACUGUCUGAGCCCCAUGAGUUGAGGAUACGUGGAGAGCAUCAUCUGAUACAUUUCUGAUAGGUUUGGAUGUGUCCUGUUGCCCACAAUGGAGAAUAAACUCCCAACGGUCCACGAGGGUCUCCUUUCUAGCUCUCCACCAUGUGGCUCAGGGAGUGUCUCCUGGGUGGUCUGGGCCAAGGCAACAGCUGGCAUCUGCUUGGACACGGUCACCAGGGAGGUGUCAUUGGGGACACACUUCUCUUGUCAGGAAGAUUGCUCACCCAGCUUCCCUGCCCAGGAGACUUUUUUUUGCAGCAAGUAAAACAAGCCUGGAGAUGACACCAGGCUCAAAAACUCUGCAAGGAGCAGGGGUGAGAGUUGGCGAUGUGAUAGCAGAAGAAACCAAAAUCUGCUAAUUGGUGAACCAUUCAAAGAGAACACGCAAUCUGGGGCCGGUUAGCACGGGAAUGGGCCACCCUCGUGCUUUUGCAGACCCCGAAGACUCCUUGGUGUGGCAGCACUUUUUUGUUUGUCGGACACACGUGUACACCUGUGUACACACAUACAUGUAUAAAAUUAUGUGCCAGGCCCGAUUUAAUCACUUUACUACUAUUAACUCACUUAAUCUUCAGCAACCACAUGAAGUUGGUACUGUUGUUAUCUUCGUUUUACAGAUGGGGAAAGUGAGACACAGAGAGGUAACUUGAUCAAAAUCCCAGAGCUAGUGAGUCACAGAGCCAGGAUGACUGCCCAGCCAGGUGGUACCGUCGUGCAUUAGAAUGAUGCUGAAAUAUUAGGAGAAUGUGAGCUACUUCCAAUAUACAGAUACUGUGACAAAGAAACAUGUCAUACAUUUGAGAAAUAGUUGUAUGCGAAAUUAUUAUUUUCUUUAUGUUUUAGAUACUUUUAGUAAUAAGUCCCAGUUAUAAAGAAAAUUUUAUUUUUAAAGGAACUUUCCCCCCAGAAUUGAAACAUGUAGUGUGUAUUUAAAAAGAAAGAAGUCGGGGCUUCCCUGGUGGCGCAGUGGUUGAGAGUCCGCCUGCCAGUGCAGGGGACAUGGGUUCGUGCCCCGGUCCAGGAA